CAGCUAACGAAACUUGCGCUUCCACUUGGCCGUCAGUUGAGAUUCGACACAGAGCAAGACUAGAAGACUGACGACUGGGACGUGACGCGACCGUGUGUGUAUAUAAUAUCUCAGUGCAUUGAUAUACCUACCACUAACCAUUAGAGUACACUGCAAUAAUUCGUAGAUCUAGAACAUAGAACUGCACUGUUAUCAACCCGCCGCGUGAUGAUAGUAGCGUGAUUGGUUGUACGGCUUUCCGAAUCUAGGGCUGUUAUAAAACCGAGUAGAGGCUUUUUGUUUAAGAAAAACCGAGUGAGUGAAUGUUAAGCCGAAUGUCGAGUGAUUAGUUUUAGAUGGUGCAGCGAGGCUUAGAUCUUCAACAGAGAUAAGUACACGGUAGCCAAAUCGUUCAGUGCAAACGAACCAAAUCGACUUCAAGCCAUUUAUUGAAGAUUCCGGAGUGCUUUGUGAAUAAAAAUUCAGUUUAUUGCAACAUCUGUGACUGAUUUGAUAUACUGAACUCAGUCAAUUUGGAUCAAAGAAUGCGCUGAGGUUCUGGCUCUAGUGCUUUGUGGUAGUGGUUAAUACUCGUGGCCUGCUAUAACAGCUUCCAAAAAAGUAUCAUCGCUUUAUUACCGAGGCCGCCAAAGUCGCCGUCGUCGUUGUCGUCAUAGUUGGCCAAAGUGGAAUAAAAUUCUAAUUGAUUUAUGAAUGUGUCGCUCGGGACAAACGCGAACACGCCAAACUUAGCUAACCUACGUAGUCUACUCUGGGACGAACAUCGCUCCUAUCUACUUCGAACUGCGUGCAUGCACAGCACCCUGCAACUCGAGAUCUAGACGUGUAGGUGCACCACGUCUGUCCACAAAUUUCGAAUCAUCACCCAACGCCCACGCAAAACAAACGGUCUGCCCUUGGGAAGAUAGCAGAAUACGUUUUCGUAAAUCUCAAUCCUCGAAAUUUUGCAUCUGCAGUCCACGCGCAAAUUGCAGAACAAACAUUUUCCUCCCAUUCACUCUGUACUCAUGUGUAAGUGAACCGUCGGAAAGAAAGGAAAUAAUUUCGUUUUCUGGUGCAAAAUACAACACGUAAAGGUAUAGGAAAGCCGCAAAACGCAAAACGCCUCAACUACAUUGCAAUAAAUAAAAAGUAGAAGCGUAAAAUACGGCAUUGAAGAAGAGUGCUAGCGAAAAAAAAAACAAAAAUAUAUUCGCACAAAGUCGAAAGUAAACACACGACACGACUUGCACUCUUCCAUGCGUUUAGCGAUACCGACGGUGACCGCGGUUCAGUGCUUUGUCUAGUCACCUUAGUCCGGUGUGCAACGUGCAAUCAAAGCAGCUCACCAACUUCGUGUAACCGCGUAAUCGACCUUGUUGUUGGUUGUGUUCUGUGCCGUACUUGGUCGCUGGAUUAAGCUAGACCAAACGAUCUAGUAGUUUGCACAAGCCGCGUACGAUUCUCAACUAUCAAGGCAAGCCACACGGCGGACAGAAUGGCCGAUAUCAUCGAGGAUGAGAUGAAACACUGCUACGAGAACCUAAUCGUCGUAGACGUUGGCGCCAAUCUGACCAACAAAAAGUACAUCCGUGACCUGGACUCGGUGAUACAGCGCGCGAAAGAUUCUGGCGUCCAAAAGAUCAUGGUACCGGGCACUUCGGUCAAGUCGAGCAAAGAGGCCCUCCGUCUGACGCGUAUCUACCCGGGCAUCAUCUACUCGACGGCGGGAAUCCAUCCGCACGAUUCGAAAUCCAUCAUCGAGGAGCCGAGCACGUGGCACGACUUUGAGGUGAUUGCCGGGGCGCCGGAAUGCGUGGCCAUUGGACCGUGCGGACUCGACUACCAGCGGGACUUCAGCGAACCGUGCACCCAGAAGGACAUCUUCGAACGGCAGCUCCGGUUGGCGUGCAGCCUGCAGAAGCCCAUUCUGAUACACGAACGAUCCGCCCAGGAAGACGUGUUGGAAAUACUCUCGAAAUUCCAACCUACCCCGCAGAUCAUCAUCAGAGGCUUUAUGGGCACGACUGAAGAAGCGCUGAAGUAUAUACAAAGGGACUAUUACAUCUCCCUAACGGGUUAUUUAUGCAAGGACAAAUCCGACACCGGCGUGCGAAAACUGCUCGAAGAUGGCCGGCUCCCUUUGGAGCGCCUUCUAGUGGAAACCGACUCGCCCUUCAUGUAUCCCAACACCCGGGCUUCCAAGUUGCCACAGCACGUAAAAACCGGCCUUACCGAAAGAUCUCUGCUGUAUCUGCACCGCUACUGUACCUUCCAACGUAACGAACCGUGCAGCCUGCCAGCCAUCGUCGAAAUGAUUGCCGCCUUUAUGCAAAAGAAACCCGAAGACGUUGGACUGGCCACGGCAUUCAAUGCACUCAAGCUAUUCGGGUUGUCCCAAUGAAGAUGGGGACUUCCCAAACGAUUAAGUACUGAACAAACAAAAAAACGACAAUGAGCUCUGAAACGAAAACGACAUUUUCCUAAAUAUAUGAUUUUAUCCUAUUAUGAAGUAAAAUGAUUUCACUACUCCUAUCGAAACAUGUUAGCAUGAAAAUUAUUUUUAUUACGCGAUUUUAUAUUCCUAGAACACACCCAAACCUGCAUACGAUUGUUGAUUUACACCUAUUUAAGUCUUGCCUGAUGAUAACGUUAAUGUAUCUUAAUAUUUAAUGUUCUAAUUAGUUGAUUCUCACGGCUGCUCAAAGAGCCACUGUUAAGAUAUGCAGCACAUACGGACGAUAGAAAGUUUCGAAAAUUUCCACACCACACAAAGGAUUGCGGAAAUGUUCAAAAUUUCUAAGAAUUACAUCUGUAGGUACAUAAUAUUGUUCAUAUUGUUUUGUUCGACGUAAAUUUAAGCUUAAUGCGCCUAGUUGUAUUGUUAGUAGUAAGCAUCAGCAAAACGAAUUGUGUUAAUUUGAAUUUAUGUUCUAUAUGUAAAGCUAAAGACUGAAGAUACUAAAACAUUAGAAAAAAAAUCAAAAGCAUAAUAAGCAGAUGUAGAAAGAUAGUGACGUCAUCCAAACCAUGUGUACUAAUCUCGCGAGAAUUAGACGACCAGAGAAGAGAGUCGGAAGAACACUGCUCGUUUCCAGAGAAAUGGCAUUCGAUCAGGGAAAAAAUUUCAGCUUAGUAUAUAGGCAAUUCGUUUCACAGACAAACACACCUACACAUUCCUUGCCAAAGGGCCGCUUCUCGGGAAACGACCAGGUUCUUAGCCGUGCAAAUCCUAACGCAAGGCGUUCUUUUAAGUGCUUAUGUAUAGUAGGGAUAUUCUGAAGAAAAAAAAAACCGUAGAAAAGAAAGCAAUCUUAUUACCUGCUCUGGCUA
This is a messenger RNA of Aedes aegypti (yellow fever mosquito), 3312 nucleotides long. Its product is annotated as 3'-5' ssDNA/RNA exonuclease TatD. Lineage: Eukaryota; Metazoa; Arthropoda; Insecta; Diptera; Culicidae. Gene Ontology annotation, cellular component: cytosol. The coding region runs from base 1478 to 2383 and encodes 301 amino acids. The record is from RefSeq and is a predicted model, not a curated record. Gene Ontology annotation, molecular function: single-stranded DNA 3'-5' DNA exonuclease activity. The transcript has 4 exons.